Molecule: messenger RNA, 1038 nt
Organism: Encephalitozoon romaleae SJ-2008
Lineage: Eukaryota; Fungi; Microsporidia; Unikaryonidae
Product: flap endonuclease-1
Exons: 1
Coding region: 1-1038 (345 amino acids)
Molecular function (GO): 5'-3' exonuclease activity; 5'-flap endonuclease activity; DNA binding
Source: RefSeq, a predicted model, not a curated record
AUGGGGAUCAAACAACUGUCUAAGCUCCUAAAGGAGAAUAGCGUGAAAGGGAUUAAGGAAAGACCGCUGGCAUAUUACUCGUCGAAAAGAGUGGCGAUUGAUGCCUCUAUGUCGAUAUAUCAGUUUCUGAUAGCCGUUAGGUCUGAUGGGUCGACUCUUGGGAAUGGAGAUACCACGACAUCCCAUUUGGUGGGUCUUUUUUACCGAACGAUCCGGAUGGUUGAACUAGGAAUAACGCCUGUAUAUGUGUUUGAUGGGGUACCGCCUGAGGUCAAGAUGAAGGAGUUGGGAAAGAGGAAUGAGAGAAGAGCAACGGCCGAUAAAGAAUAUAAGGAUGCAUCUGAAGCUGGAGAUAAGAGACUUAUGGAGAUGUAUGACAAAAGAAAGACAAAAGUAACCGGAAUCCAUGUCGAGGAGUGCAAAAGACUUCUUGGAUUGAUGGGAAUACCGUUUGAGACGGCGCCCAGCGAAGCAGAGGCAUAUUGUGCCCUUCUAUGCAAGAAGAGAGCUGUCUAUGGAGUUGCAACCGAAGACAUGGAUUCCUUGACAUUCGGGUCCCCUGUUGUACUGAGGAAUUUUAGUGGAACCCGAAGUAAGAAGCUUCCUGUUGUUGAAUACAAUCUACGACAGCUACUUGAGGACCUCUCUUUGGAUCAAGAUGAGUUUAUUGAUCUAUGCAUUCUCCUGGGGUGCGAUUAUUGUGAUACCCUGAAAGGAAUAGGGCCUAAGAAGGCAUUAGGGCUUAUAAAAAAGCACAGGAGCAUUGAGAGAAUUCUUCAAGAAGAGAAUCUAGAAACACCUGAUGAGUGGCGAUACGAAGAUGCUCAGAAAAUAUUCAGAAACCUUGCAGAGAUUGGAGAUGCAAAGGAAUUCAAUAUUUCUUGGAAAUCGAUUGAUAGAAAUGGAAUUGUGAAGUUUCUUGUCGAAGAGAAAGGAUUUGAUCUAGAAAGAGUCAACAAGGGAGUUGACAAACUUAUAAAUUCUGGAAGAAAAAGCACACAAGGGAGGCUAGAUGGGUUCAUAGCAAAAAGUAAAUAA